UUUCCGGGACGCGCUGCGGAACCCGGAAGUGGUCACGGAACUCGGCUGCGGCUCCAUGGUCUGAGUUGUCAGCCGUUGUUUUUUCGUGCUCUCUAGUCGCCGCCGCCGCGCCGCCAUGGGGAAGCGACAGCACCAGAAGGACAAAAUGUACAUUACCUGUGCUGAAUACACUCACUUUUAUGGUGGCAAGAAGCCAGAUCUCCCACAAACAAAUUUUCGUCGUUUACCUUUUGACCACUGUAGUCUCUCUCUGCAGCCCUUUGUCUACCCAGUCUGCACUCCUGAUGGCGUCGUCUUUGACUUGCUGAACAUUGUUCCAUGGCUUAAGAAGUACGGGACCAACCCCAGCAAUGGAGAGAAGCUGGACGGGAGGUCCCUGAUCAAGCUGAACUUUUCCAAGAACAGUGAGGGGAAGUACCACUGCCCAGUGCUGUUUACUGUGUUCACCAACAACACCCACAUCGUGGCUGUGAGGACAACCGGCAACGUCUACGCCUAUGAGGCAGUGGAACAGCUAAAUAUCAAGGCCAAGAACUUCCGGGACCUGCUGACUGACGAGCCCUUCUCCCGGCAGGACAUCAUCACCCUCCAGGACCCCACCAAUUUGGACAAGUUCAAUGUCUCUAACUUCUAUCAUGUGAAGAAUAACAUGAAAAUAAUAGACCCAGAUGAAGAGAAGGCCAAACAGGACCCGUCUUAUUAUCUGAAAAAUACAAAUGCCGAGACCCGAGAGACCCUGCAGGAGCUCUACAAGGAAUUCAAAGGGGAUGAGAUUCUGGCAGCCACCAUGAAGGCCCCGGAGAAGAAGAAAGUGGACAAGCUGAACGCUGCCCACUAUUCCACAGGGAAGGUCAGCGCUUCCUUCACCUCCACCGCGAUGGUCCCGGAGACCACACAUGAAGCAGCUGCCAUCGACGAGGAUGUGCUGCGCUACCAGUUUGUGAAGAAGAAGGGCUACGUGCGGCUGCACACCAACAAGGGCGACCUCAACCUGGAGCUGCACUGCGACCUGACACCAAAAACCUGCGAAAACUUCAUCAGGCUUUGCAAGAAGCAUUAUUACGAUGGCACCAUCUUCCACAGAUCCAUCCGGAACUUUGUGAUCCAAGGGGGCGACCCCACAGGCACAGGCACGGGUGGGGAGUCAUACUGGGGGAAGCCCUUCAAAGAUGAGUUCCGGCCCAACCUCUCGCACACGGGCCGCGGCAUCCUCAGCAUGGCCAACUCGGGGCCCAACAGCAACAAGUCUCAAUUCUUCAUCACGUUUCGCUCCUGUGCCUACCUGGAUAAGAAGCACACCAUCUUUGGACGGGUUGUUGGGGGCUUUGACGUACUGACAGCCAUGGAGAAUGUGGAGAGUGACCCCAAAACUGACCGCCCUAAGGAGGAGAUCCGCAUCGAUGCCACUACGGUGUUCGUGGACCCCUAUGAGGAGGCCGAUGCCCAGAUCGCCCAGGAGCGGAAGACACAGCUCGAGGUGGCCCCGGAGACCAAAGUGAAGAGCAGCCAGCCCCAGGCAGGGAGCCAGGGCCCCCAGACCUUCCGCCAGGGUGUGGGCAAGUACAUCAACCCAGCAGCCACGAAGCGAGCGGCAGAGGAAGAGCCCUCAACCAGUGCCACUGUCCCCAUGUCCAAGAAGAAGCCCAGUCGGGGUUUUGGGGACUUCAGCUCCUGGUAGCAGCAGGGACAGCCUAUUUAUACAACCGAUGUGGUCCCCUGACCAACGCCAUCACCUGGGACAAGUUUUCAGACCCCAGACCUACUGAGCCUGAGCCUCUGCAGGGUGGGCUUCUCGGUCUGUUUUGACAAAACUUCAGGGGCUUCUGAAGGCUGGUGCUGGACGGCAGCAUUGACUUUCCUGCCGUGCCCUGCCUGGGGUCUUGGGGCCCCACUCGCCUGCUCUGGCCGCGAACCACCUGGGCUUCAUCUCAAGCCUGCCUGGCUUCUCUCUGCCCCCGUCGGGAUCUUGAGGGGACCCACACCUGGUUGAAGUCAGUGUCUCCAGCUGUGAGAACAAGCGGACGUCCCUCUCCCCACCCUCCUGCUGAGGUGGCCUUGCUGCUCUCAGGCCCGGCCAUUGGGCUCCAAGACUCUGCUCCUCCUGUCACUGACUCUGAUGGCCUUGGGCCGGCUGCAUGAGCAGCCCUUAAAGACCUUAAAGACCCCUCCCUCAACCCCCAUUUUUCUGUUAAAUGUGCCCUUGGCUGGCUUUUUCUUCUGUCUUCAGCCCGGGCCAGGGGUCAGUGUUCUCAUGUCAUGGACCUUCCUUGCCUGACACUUGCCUCUCGGGCUCCCUGUUGCCUGAAGGCCACCCCCACUUCUAGUUCUUCACACUAAGCCCUAACUUAGGCCUUGUUCUUGGUUUUCUCAUUUUUGUUGCCCCAAAUCUUGAACCUGUCAGCAACUUGCAGGCUGUACCUCUGCCCUUCCUUUUCUCAUCACUGAUGCUGAAGCUGCAGGCCCGAGCCCUUUGUCUCCCUGGAUGCUGUGUGGUGCCUCAUCUGCAUCCCUGCCCCACCCCGUCCACUGCCACAGGCUGCCUGAUGAUGACCGCUAGAGGCAUGUCUGCCCCUUGUCACCCUGCUGCACACCAACCUCUGGCCCUUCAUCGUGCUAAGAACAAGAACUGCGCCAUGGCUGGCUCCGCCUCUGCAGCCUGUCAUCCCUGUCUGUGACCAUUGGUGAGGCCCCUGGGCUCUAGAGUGACUUUUGACGCCCUCCGUGCCUCCAGCCAGGCACGGUCCUCGGCAAGGCCUGGUGCAGCCCUGGCAGUAACUCGCUUCUAAGAGGCUCAGACACCAAGCUGGGCCUGCACAGGAGGGGCACAGUAGGACACAGUGACUGCCCAGGUGUCCACACACCUGUAGGCCUCUGAGCCAGCGUCCAGGGUACAGGUGCGGAUGGUGGGGAUGAAGGCCUGACCAGGGAGGGAGAAGCAGGUUUGGCGAGGACCCUGUGCCCACCCUGACACCCUGGUUGGCCCUGACUGUAUUCUCUGGCCACAUUCAAAUUCCCCCCAGUGGUGGGGGCAGAGAAGUAGGACCAGGCCGCCCUUGGCGCCAGAGCUCGAAGACCCCAAGACAGCCGUCUGCCCUCAGCGGCGCCACAGAGAGCCUGGGCUCAGCUUUCUGCAUCAGGACACAGCGUUGUCCACUGAGGGCACAAUUUAAACAAACAUUUGACAUCAGAAGCUUUAUUUGUAAACCUCACACAGAUAAGGACCAAGGGCUAGCGGCGUGGCCAGAGGACAGGGGAAGCUGAAGGCCCCGUGCUUGAGCUCGGCAGUCCUGCUCCUUGCAGUGAAGCCACCGUGGGUGACCGUCCAGCCUCCCCCGGUGGCCUGCACAGUGAGGGAAGGGCUUCAGGGCCAUCUGCCCCCGGGGCAGGGGACAGGCCACCACGGACCUUUGGCAAGUGAAGGUUUACAUUUCUGUAGUUUGUUUUAGAGCUUAAUUUGUAGUUUUUUAGCUAUUAAAACCACUUGAAUUUUUAACGACCUGAUGAGGACAUCAGGUAAAUUAAAGGAUUUUGGGAAGAUUCUUAUUUCCAAUUCUAAUAUCUGACAGAUGCCAUCAAGAAUAAGCAUUAAGGUAUAAAAAUACUGUGUGUAUAAAACAAUGCCAAACCACAUUCCUACAGCAAAUGCACUGUGCCAUUUAUAACCCUGACAUCACCUCCCAAGGCUCUCAAGGAAGAUUUAUUUUAAAUAACUUAAAUAGAAGUCCCAGAUGAUAUUGUUUAGGAAUUUGAGAGGGUGGUGGAUAUAGGUCUUGUGAAUAGCACUUCCCCCGAAGCCAGCUCAUGGUCUGUUCAUUUGGUUUAAAAAUGAGCUUGUAUUUUGCAGAAGCCCAACAAAAAAAAAGUGAUAAAAGUG
Pongo pygmaeus (Bornean orangutan) is the source of this 3874-nucleotide messenger RNA. RefSeq names its product peptidylprolyl isomerase like 2 (gene PPIL2). Gene Ontology annotation, molecular function: ubiquitin protein ligase activity; peptidyl-prolyl cis-trans isomerase activity. Bases 116 to 1678 code for a protein of 520 amino acids. Gene Ontology annotation, cellular component: catalytic step 2 spliceosome. Lineage: Eukaryota; Metazoa; Chordata; Mammalia; Primates; Hominidae. The record is from RefSeq and is a predicted model, not a curated record. The transcript has 21 exons. Gene Ontology annotation, biological process: protein peptidyl-prolyl isomerization; protein folding; protein polyubiquitination.